Molecule: messenger RNA, 3677 nt
Organism: Acipenser ruthenus (sterlet)
Lineage: Eukaryota; Metazoa; Chordata; Actinopteri; Acipenseriformes; Acipenseridae
Product: transmembrane protein 255A-like
Exons: 9
Coding region: 319-1266 (315 amino acids)
Source: RefSeq, a predicted model, not a curated record
UCCACGGUUGCUGGAGGAUUAUCAUGUGUUGUUAGAUAGAGACGCAUGCUCAGUUCCCCCAGCUGCUCCAUACCGCGCCGCUCCGCUUUCCUGGAGACCGGACGGGGGCCAGCUGUGAGAGCAGCGCAGUUGAAAAUGAGACUGCAGCAGCGGGGAGAGCGACUGGCGCUGGGAAGGGUUGUCUGUCUUUAUCGCUGAAAGAUAGGAAGGAACCCCCGUUGACCGAUGAGACGGGAGCCAUAGGCCGCGUCUUUCAAAAUACUAGAGGAAUUCGUCAAUGCGAAGAAAACAACAAAUUAAAAUCACAGGAAGGGCACGAUGCAUCCCGGACUGAGCCAGCGAGCUAGCGGAAUGACUGUGCCCCAGUCUGCUGGUUUCUACGAACGGAAGAAACGCAACUCGAUCAUGGUGACUGUCUCUCUGCUCGUCAUCUCAGUGCUGAUCCUCAUCAUAGGCGUGGCUGCUACCACCAGAACGCAGAACGUCACCGUGGGAGGCUACUAUCCAGGAGUCAUUCUUGGCUUCGGAUCCUUUAUUGGAAUAAUCGGAUCCCACUUGAUUGAAAACAAAAGGCAGAUGCUGGUAGCCUCCAUUGUGUUCAUCAGCUUCGGGGUGGUGGCCUCUUUCUGUUGUGCAAUUGUAGAUGGAGUGUUUGCGGCGAGGCACAUUGAUCUAAGACCCCUGUAUGCAGGACGAUGCCAUUACUACUCAUCUCUUGAUGAAAAAGACGUGCCUUGUCAAAUGUCGUCACGAGCCUCCUGCAGCCUCAAAGUCAAAUCCAACACGUGCUACUGUUGUGACCUCUACAUCUGUGGCAAAUCUCGCAAUGAACUGGGGGCAGGAUACCACGAGUAUGUGGACGUUCAGAGCUGCCAGGACGUGAUCCAUCUUUACCACUUGCUGUGGUUUGCGACAAUACUGAAUAUCGUGGCCCUGUUUCUCGGGAUCGUCACCGCUGCGGUGCUUGGAGGAUUUAAAGAUAUGGGCCCUCCUCUCGCCUCCUGUGAGCCGGAGACACUGCCCGCCCCGAUGACCUGUGAACCCCAACAGCAGGUGACCCCCUACAGCAGCUACAGCGCCCCACACCUACCCCCGUACACUGCCUACGACCUGCAGAAUUCCAUCAUCUUCCCAGCAGCCACUCCGUCAGGCCUUUCAGACGAUUCCCAGUCGGGCUCCAGCUACAUGUGGGCGUCCCCCGCCCCUCCGCGUUACUCCCCGCCCUACUUCUCUCCAGAUGAGAAGCCGCCCCCCUACAGCCCCUGAGGACAGGCUCCAGACCUCCUCACGCAUUGCUGGAGACACUGGCAGGAACUUUAAUGUGACAGGGGAAGGGUUCUGCCAUCAUCAUCCCUGCAAAGAAGACACUGUGAUUUUUUUCUACAGGAAUUUAAUUUCGGAACUUUAUAGACCGGAGCACCGUGCACGCUACUGUACAGUAUUGUGGAGGCUUCUCUGAUGAUCUCGUUGCUCACGACAGCGAAACCUGUUAGCAGCCUUGCCUGAGCUGCUUGUGUUUAAGUGGUUUUAAGGAAUGAUAACCAAAGCCUUCCAUUUUCAUUGCUGUGCGCUGAAGAUCUUUUGGUUCUUUGCUUUAAAAAAAAAAAAGUAGAUAUUUUAAAUCCACUACUAUAGAUUCCAGGUACCCAAAUGAUCAUUAAAGACAGGAAGAGGAGCCAGUGCCAAGAAGAUGGGGUUUAAAAGACUUGGUUAGCACGCCUUUAAGGAUCAGGGUUAUUUCUGAACCUAUUGAUAGGAGGGCUUUACAAUGUGAAAAGUAACUUUUAUUGGACGUUUUACAAGCAAUAUAAUAGGUACAGUAUGCAUUUGCCUGUCGUUGAGGAGUUCCCUAACCAGGUAUACGAAUAAGAAGACUUUCCUCCUUUGCAGCCACCAUGUGGACAUCUCCAGGUAGCAAGCCAUGAUGACGGCUUUUAACAGGACCUCAUGGACAGCACGUCACUUACUGGUCUACAAACAGCCUUAAAAAAGACCUUUGACAAUACCAUUGUGUUAAACAUCAUCAUAAUAAUAAACCACUGUAUGAGGGGCUUUUACCGAUGUAGCAGUUUCAAGACAGUGAAGUCCAUUAACCUUACAUUUCAAAUGUGCUUUCUGUUAUAACAGUACUGAAAAGUGCCAGAACUGUGAUUCAUGUUGAUCUGCUCCAUCUCAAGAGAGGUUUGGUGGAGGAUUGUGCCCGCACUGCCGUUGAACUAAGAUAGCAAAUAUAACGUUAGUUUGGAAACGUCUUGGUGCAAUCCAGUGUUUAAUUAGUUUUUUUUUAGGGUUUUAGCGGGGCAGAUCGGUUCUCCUCGGCAUCCCGCGAAAGUAAGCGGGUCACCUCGGGUCGACCUGUACACUUUCAAAAAUUUCUAACGAGUUUUGAGCAAGGAAUUGGGUGUCACCCCGACUCAUUAUUUUCCUUACUCAUUAGUUUAAGGCAUGCAAUCCAGUGUUUUAAUUUGAAAGUGCUUAAGCUCAUGAGUUAAAAGGUACAAUGUCAAAAGUUUUGAUUUGGUUAUAUUACAAUGUCACUCAACUUACUGGCUUCAGCACAUACAUUGCUGCCAUGUGUUAUAAUGUGGAAGAGCCCAUGUGCUUAUUUUGUUUCUUGACUGUUUUAAACCCUGGACUCCAUAACUGGAUAUUACAAUAAGCAAAAAAGUGUGUUUAUAAAUAUCAGAGCAGUAUGUCAUUUUGUUUGCAUAUAUUUUGUAAUAACACAGCAUCUCAAGACAUGGUAGAAGGUUACUGAUGAACUCAGAGGGAAGGAAAUAUUGCUUUCCUUUAAGUGAAAAUUCAGUUAUUUAAAAGGUGUGCAGCAGUGACGACAUUUAGAUCUUUUAUUUAACAUCAUGUAGUCAAAGAAACUACAAUAUCGCAAAAAGUCUACCGGAAGCCAUAAUACUAGUACAGUAUUUCAUGUUCCAUUUCAAAAUGCCAUUUGUCAGCUUUUUUCAUUAAGUAUGUGGGAACACUACAAAGUGGUAUGUAAUUCAAUAUGUUAACGUAUCAUUAUUCAGCAGGUUUCACGCCACUGUAUGAGGCAGUCAGUUGAUUCUAUAGGGUGCUGCAAAACUUCUGGCCACAGCUACACAGUAGAUUACAUCAACUGGAACCUGUCAUCAAUAAAGAGUCUCGCACUGAAGUGGUCUUAUCUCACUGCAAGGAGUUUAAACACUGGUUUUAUUACACAUUACCAUCAAUACCAUACCCUUUUCCUCGAGGACUUUCUAACUCUAGCACACACACACACCCCCUCCCGCCAUCAACACAAAGUCCCAACCAUGAGUAAUUUGUCCACCUUGUACCUUAUGGAGCCAAGGGAAUGGUUGGAAAAACAUUUGUGGAACAUUAUUGCAGAUGUUUCACAAGCCGUGUGCAGACAGGCAUUGUCCUGUUUGACGUGCCAGAAAUGGCAAAAUAGGAGGUGUUCACUUCUUUACUUUGCUGCUGCAUGGUGAUCUACACGUGAGUUAUGAACCUGGAAUGAAGAUAGUCUCCAAAAAUGUAAGGUUGUAAAUGGUUUAGUUUUUUCACCCAAAAAGUGUUGAAUUUUUUUUUUUUCCAUGCAUUCUUUAAGGACUAGGCUUGCAUUGUUUUCUCAAUUUAAAGGCGUUUUCUAAGAACAUGUGUCCGUGUCUGUAUAAAGGAAUAAAACAAACUGGAUUUAU